AUGUCCCAGACAUCCUUUUACAGGCGAUUUAUCAUUUGUAUCUACCAAGACGACCAGGGACUCGAGCUUGAUUCGGUAUCAUUAUCACGAAAACUUGGAUUCGAGGAAGCACUUGCUAAAGCACGAGUGACAUUGCCAAUACCCGAGACCUCACCCGUCGUGCUGUACACACGCACCUAUCUCCCUGCGGGCGAUACCAAAGGUCGCCUCGUUCGUGUCUGUGAGGAUGUCUGGCAAUGGGCAGUCACUGAGCCGAGCGUGUGCGAAAUGUACAUGCGCAUCGACGCUGGAUCGCUCGAUGCCCGACCUAUAUCAACGUCGUCCACACCAUAUACACGAUUACCUUCGUCCCGAGACUCAUCUUCGGACGUUCACGGUCAAAGUAGGCGCACCAACGUCUCAAGGUCAAGCGCUGCGAAGCGGAUUGGCCAUCAGCAGCGAACGGCAAUUACGAAAAAAGUCUCUCAGAGUCUUCAAGUGGCAAAAUUGAAAUCCUACGGUUGGGUGGGCGAUAAGCCUCUGCAUACCUCGAGGCGUCCUGGACCCCCGAAGAACUACUCGUAUACCAGGAAACCGAGGAAAAGAAAGGAGAGCCCGGUACAAGGUAAAGGUGGCUACGUUCGAGACCACGAUGAGAGGUCGGCAAAGCCUGCGUCUUCACUCAGACGGCGCCUACGGCCUACCGGUGCAAUGGUUGCGUGGCAAAAGGGCCGAAGGCAGAAUGCGUCAUGGUACCUCCCAAAGGGCAAAAACUCGAUAUGGUAUCUACAGAUGAUGAAGACGAAGACGAGGAGGAUGGUCCCAGUGACGUCCGAGAUGCCGCUCCUAACAGUGGAGGCGCCUCUGAAUCUCACAGAGUUCUCUCUACAUAUAGGAGGUGGAGAGAUGUAUCACAAACCUCGCAUUCAAGACAUGGGACCCCGGUGGAUAGCCCCGUCGACCGUUUUGCACCAGUAUAUCCACCAAGAGGAAUCGCAGACGCGAUCCGAGCAGGUGAAACCUGCCUUGAGUGCAAGGAGAAUGAACGAAGGUGCUCCAUUACAAUCACUGGAAAGGGAGAACCGCCUUAUUGCGAUCCGUGCGCUCAGCGAGGAGGGAGCCAGCGGUGUGUCUUCAUGA
Molecule: messenger RNA, 1119 nt
Organism: Serendipita indica DSM 11827
Lineage: Eukaryota; Fungi; Basidiomycota; Agaricomycetes; Sebacinales; Serendipitaceae
Source: the annotation of a GenBank genome assembly